GGAACUUCCCUUUUUUUGGGAAAGCAAGGCAGACUCUACGAAGUCACUCGAUGACGAUCCACUCCUCGACUACAAAUCGUAUACGGUAGAAUAGGUGAAUGAAUCAAAUCAAUCGCCUCGCUUUACCUUACAGUGCUGUGAAUUUUUCGACGAGAACAAGCAAAAUUCCAUUUUUUUGGAUAAAAUACAUCACAACCAUCUUUCUCAUCCGUUCGUGAUUCAGACACAAGCGCACGCAGAGGCUUUCUGCAGACGAUACCUCCUGCAAUAUCAAUAACAUUGCAUUGAAGAACGAUUUUGAAUGGCAUUGAAAAUACCAGAAAUUAUCAGCAAAAUGGCAGAAGCGGCAAAAGCUAAAUUCGAAAAGGAGAAAAGUGAUGUCUUGAAGGCACUCCCGGACGAGAUCAAGGACGUCUUUGGAACCAUUGGCUUUUGUCCCGGAGAAGACGACGACGAUGAGGAGGAUUCAGGAGAGAAGAACGAAGCAACAGCUAGAUCGGACCCUGCCGAGCCAUACAUGCAGCCCGUAUUAAUUGUCAGCCCCUACGACGUUCCGCCAAAACCCAUCCGAGAUAUUUAUUGGAUGGACGCCUUCACCAAGGCAAAGCGCAGCAAGGCAAAGCUGAAAAAGCUCGACUAUCUCGUAUACGUCUACGGGAGCGACGAUCCCGACGACUGCUACAAUUUUGUGUCCCACGAAGACUUCGUCACGCUGGAAGAAGGCAGGGCGAGCGGUUUUGACGUUCUCCCCCCCGCGGUGGCGGCCAAAUCGGAGGAGGAGCGCACAGCGUCAGAGAAGAAACUGGUCCGGGCGGUCGAGGCACUGAACAACGAUCUGGCCAAGACACCAGAGGAACGCCGCAAGCACGGGGCAUCCUUCCUUGAGGGAUACGAAAAGAUCAAGGCCAAGGAAGACGCAAAGGAUCAGCCGCCGGCGAAAAAACAGAAGACAUAAAACAAAACGAAACGAAACGAAUCAAAUCAAAUGGAUCUGGCGGGAAACAAAUAGUCACUUAUUGCGCGAUAUGGGAGGUUGGUGUGUAGGAAGAAAGACAAAAUCAUCGUCACACUUUCAGCAAUUAUCGACUCAACGCAACCGCAACAGUCAAAGGGAAAAUCAAACACAUCGUAGGGAACGAAUGAUCGGGCAGGAAGAUAAAACGAAGAGCAAUGGGGAACGACGGGGUUUCGGGAAUCGUUCCACACUUACAGUAAUGUAUUCCAAUCAGAAGAUGCCAAAAAUAGCGGAUUACUAAACCAAAAUCUUGCAA
This is a messenger RNA of Pseudo-nitzschia multistriata, 1271 nucleotides long. Lineage: Eukaryota; Bacillariophyta; Bacillariophyceae; Bacillariales; Bacillariaceae. The record is from the annotation of a GenBank genome assembly.